UUGACGCUCUGAUUUAUAACUCAGACGCCAACGAUGCUAACUUGCUACCUAGCUAACCGAAUGGGAAAGACUGACGUAGCUAGCACGGACUACACAGGAAAUGAAUCCUUGGAUUGGGACCACAGAUUUUAAGGAUCUUACUGUUUAUGUCACUCACUCUGUCUGGGUCAAAUGGGGCAUGAGCCAUUGCACCAGCCCUGAUUGUGAUUAUUUACUUUGGGUAACAAAGAGAGGGAAUCAAUGAAGAUCAGUGAUCAUUGUGGUUUAAGAUCCGUGAUGAGACUGCCAGCGACUGCAGAAGCCUGAAGACCUGGUAGGCGUGCACACACCUCUCUAACGAAGGACAGGAGAAAGCAAGGAAAGUGACUAGACGGUGGGAAGGAAAAAAAAAAAAAAGUGAAUUAUGUCUCACUAUAACAGAGAACUGGUUGUAUUUUAUUUAAAGUAUAAACUCUCUCAGAGGAACCUCCCCUGUAAUCACAUUGGACUGACAGAGGAAACAGAGCGGACUGAGGGGGGGUCAGCGGCAGGGGAGAACGGGGAAGGAGCUGUGGAGACCACAACGACUUUGGUGAACGGCUCUGCUAAUGGAACAAGUCCUAGCUCAACAGGAACCCCGCCACGAUCUCCAACUUUGUCCCCUCAGAGACAGACUAAUGGUAGCGGGGGACUGGACGCCGUGAAAGAGGCUCUCCGGGAUUCUGCCAACGAGUUUGAGCUGCGUUAUGCUCGGGCAUUUAGUGACCUCUCUUCGCAAUUGCACAUCACGCCCGCCACGGCGUACCAGAGCUUCGAGAGCGUCAUGGACGAGGUGUUCCGAGACGGCGUGAACUGGGGCCGCGUUGUGGGCCUGUUUGCUUUCGGAGGGGCGCUGUGCGUCGAGUGUGUUGAAAAGGAGAUGAGUCCCUUAGUGGGACGCAUUGCAGACUGGAUGACCUUCUACCUGGACAACCACAUCCAACCCUGGAUCCAGAGUCAAGGCGGAUGGGAACGUUUUGCAGAGAUCUUCGGGCAGGACGCAGCUGCAGAGAACAGGAGAUCUCAAGAAAGCUUCAAAAAGUGGCUACUCGCUGGGAUGACCUUGUUCACAGGGGUCGUGGUGGGGUCACUCAUCGCUCAGAAACGUCUGUGAGGAAACAGGAUUACUGAAAAUACAGCAUCUAUCCUAAGCCACCCCACCCAAUGUAAACCUCUGCCAAACAUGAAGGAACUUGUGUUUAUUUUGAUUUUUUUUUUUUUUUUUUGCCAAUUCUUGUCAUGUUUACAUCCCUGCGUCCCCCUAAUGCAUCGAGGACUCGCUGACUAGUGCUGAGGCAUACUUGUGACAUCAUGUUUCAUGACACGGGAUUGGAAUAAGGGGACUUUGUGUUGAGCUUAUCUAAACAGAGUCUAUUCGCUAAUGCUUCUCAGUUCAAAAUGACCCCUAACAGCAUCCUUCAUCAACAUCCAUCUUUAUAAAAAGAAAGACAAAAAAAUUCAUCGUCCCCCAAAGAAAAAAAAAAGACAUUUGGACCAAAUUUGUUCUAUUUAAAGCCCCACUUUUUGUAAAUGUUUUAGUGAGUUAUUGUUUACAGGUCUUUGUUGUUUUAAUCCUCUUUUCUAAUUAUCCAAAGGUGAUAAUUGAGUAAUGAAGAAACAAACAUUUUAGGAUUAAAAAAAAAAAAUUCCUCAAGUAAGCCACCCACCCACUGUUGGUCUCUGAUUCAGAUGUUUGAAUGGGAGUUGCAGAAUAGGUAGAAAUGCAUGUUACAUGUGUGACAUUUGUCACAUCAGAUGUGUGAAGGAGAACCAGCCGGAUGGCACUGUAGGGUUUCCACCAUCACAACCAGAGGAAAGCAGGAAGGAGUGAAUUAACACCCCUGACUGUACCUUUCAGUACAGUUGAAAUACCUGCUUUUUUCAGUCCCACAGGCAGAACAUCCACGUAGUUUAAAGAGGUCGUCCAGUCAGAGGUUAUCCAAUCAGAAGUGGGUUUUUUCUGGAAGGAACAGAUAAGUCAGUCUUAGUUCUUUUUGCAAGUUUUGUUCAUUUCAUCAGCUUGAUGAAGUGUUUGAUUGGCGUGAAGUUUGCUCACGCGCACAUAACAGUUUAACAUGGUUGAGACUCCGAGACUGUCGCAGCAUCAAGGACCAACUGAGACAUCUGUUCAGAUAUGGGUGCACACAGGUUCAAUUUCUGUAUGUUUGUUUGUAUUUUAAAGAACUAUUAAACCUAAGUUUCAGUUCUGUGUGUAGUGCCACAGAUAGCAUUUUUCUCUACUCCUGAGUAUUGUUAUUUAAAAAUAAAUAAAUAAAUAAAAAAUCCAGACAUAAUGAGGAACUGAGGGAUCUGAAUAGCUCGCACGUAACCCUUUUCUCAAUAACCUUCUUCAUUUUUUGACACUUCACUGUGUACAAAAAAAUGUAAUCUUCAUUUUACAAACAGACAAUAGAUUACACAUUACCAUGGGAGUACCAGGAUGUUUUGUGUGGUCCUAGGAGAUAACAAAGUGAUCCCUGGCCAACCAAUGCUGUUGCCACAAGUAGAGACACUCUGUAGACCCUUGUUUUGUCCUGGUGUAAUAAACAUAUCUUGGAAAUGUAUCAUGUUGAAUACCAAACCAACUUGCAAAAGA
Molecule: messenger RNA, 2614 nt
Organism: Chanos chanos (milkfish)
Lineage: Eukaryota; Metazoa; Chordata; Actinopteri; Gonorynchiformes; Chanidae
Gene: bcl2l1
Product: BCL2 like 1
Exons: 3
Coding region: 404-1132 (242 amino acids)
Biological process (GO): extrinsic apoptotic signaling pathway in absence of ligand; release of cytochrome c from mitochondria; intrinsic apoptotic signaling pathway in response to DNA damage
Cellular component (GO): mitochondrial outer membrane
Molecular function (GO): BH domain binding
Source: RefSeq, a predicted model, not a curated record